UGGGGCACCCCAAAAUUUUCAAGGGACAAACAUGACUUUAUUUUUUCAAUGGGAAAACCUACAAGCAAGCCCAUGUUAUCUUGUUCUUUUCCUUCAUCUUGUUCUUUUUUUUCUUUUUUAGCAAAUCUCUUUCUUAUUUAAAAGAUGAAGCAAGCAAACAGAAUCCUCUCUUUUGAUCUUGGUUUCAUUCCUCAUCAAAUCACUUCUCCUCCCUUUAUAGAAAUCUUAGAUCUGCUUUUAACACAAGGUGGUGGUGGAAUCUCUUCACCAACUUUGGAUUAGAGACAUAUAAAUAGAAAGAGUUGAAGAAGAAGAACAAGAAGAAGAAGAAGAAAUUACAAGUUACUUGGCAAGGUGGAUCCAAUGCAAGGGAAGAGUUCUCCCCCUCUUGAUGAGGUGAAAAAAGAAGCUUUCAACUUUCCUAUUCCUCUCACACCAUCUCAAAAUCCAAAAGAACAAGCUUCAUCAUCAACCUUUUCAAACUUUCUUAUGACUACCAACCAUCAAAACACCACCUUCUUCCCCACUCCACAUGGUCAAAUAACCACUUCUAAAUUUAUCAAUACCCAAGAUCCAUCUCAAGCUACAAAUCAAGGUAAUGCUGAUCUUAGGAAAAGGCACUAUAGAGGAGUUAGGCAAAGACCUUGGGGAAAAUGGGCAGCUGAGAUAAGAGACCCUAAGAAAGCAGCGAGAGUGUGGCUUGGCACCUUUGACACAGCAGAAGCUGCAGCAAUGGCCUAUGAUGUUGCUGCAUUGAAGUUCAAAGGAAACAAAGCCAAGCUCAAUUUUCCUGAGCGUGUUGCUGUGCCACCACCAUCACCGGAAACCACCACCACCAUUUCUUCAGCUUCUGCACAACCCUCUUCCCUCACGUCACCACCACCACAUGUUGGUGGCGAUCAUCAAAGUCUAGAAACAUCAGAAGAAGCAGAAGGGUUUCCAAGUCUGAUGGAGUAUGCACGGUUGCUGAAAUGUAGGGAUGAUGAUGAUUUCCAACGUGUUGCAUUGGGGCUUUACCAGCACCAUCCCAAUGAGGAUGUUAUCUACGGUUCAUCUCAGCCACCACCUGCGCCAUUUUUUCUGUCUUCUUCAUCUUCUUCUACAUUUGCAUCUUCAACUUCUCAGGGUGAUUAUGGUUCUUCUGGAUUCUUUAGUCAAGGAGGGAGUGGUUUUGAUGAAGGGAACAAGAGAGGAUCAUAGUGUUUCUUUUCUCUGAAUUCUGAACACUGCAUGAAUGUGGGAAUUGGAGGGUAGUGCCACAAUUAAGGAAGUUCAAAUCACACAUCUCUUAUUUGUUUUCUUUUUAAUUCAAAUUAAAAAAUAAUGCAUGAGGUCAAAAGUUAAUAAUACCACUUUUUUUUU
Messenger RNA from Vigna umbellata (rice bean), 1362 nucleotides. RefSeq lists its product as uncharacterized. Gene Ontology annotation, molecular function: DNA-binding transcription factor activity; DNA binding. The record is from RefSeq and is a predicted model, not a curated record. Gene Ontology annotation, biological process: regulation of DNA-templated transcription; ethylene-activated signaling pathway. Lineage: Eukaryota; Viridiplantae; Streptophyta; Magnoliopsida; Fabales; Fabaceae.